AUGGGGUAGGGUAGAGUAAGAGAAGGUAAGGAAUAGCGUAAAAAUUCAAUUUUUUUACUUUUUCUAUGAUGUACUUUUGGCUUUGUUAUUAGUUUUACUAGCGUUUUUUUUGUGAUUUUUAUGUAGACCUGAAUUAAAUUUUAAAUUUACAUUUUCAUUUCUUUCAGAAGCAUAUCAACAUGUAAAAUGGACGAUUUAUAAUAAUAUUGCUAAAAAUUAAUAACUAUUUCUAAAAAAUUGAUUUUGUUAAUGUAAUGGGCUAAUUGUUUUAAGCCUAAACUGAAGCCUAAACGUUUUAUUAGGCCUAAAUCUAAGCAUAAUAUUGAAGAAUUAAACUUAAUUUUAAACCUCAGGUUAAGCCUAUUAUUAAAUAUUGAUCUAAACCUGAGUUUAAACGCUUAAACCGAGUCUGUGCUUAAUCUAAGCCUAACCUGAAACUAAGCCUAAUCUAAACCUAAUCUAAGCAUAAACUUCAAAUUCUAAAAUGAGCUUUCGUCGCUGUAAAAAACCUCGUAUUUCAAUACAGACAGCCUUUAUUAUAGUAACUUUAUUAGUCAUUCUUUAUAAUGAAUAUCUGUCCUUAAGGCUAUACUCUUGGUUAUGGAAAUUACCGGUCGAAAAUGGAAUUAAAGUUUUGGUCGUUGCUGAUCCUCAACUUGUCGGUUAUCAAAAUGAACCGAAAUUGGGUGGAGGACUGAGAAGAUGGGAUUCGGAUAAGUGAGUUUUAGUUUUAAAUGACAUUUUAUGAUAUUUUUCAUUAGAAAUGAGGAUUUGAUGCCAUUUUUAUUGUAGUUACAUGAAAAGAGCGUACUCGUUAGCUUAUGACAACUACAAGCCGGAUGUUGUCAUAUUUUUGGGUGAUUUAAUCGAUGAAAUGAUUUUUGCUACUCAAAAUGAAUUGGAAAUGGCAAUCGAUAGGUUUUACAACGUCUUUCCACAGUUUGAUCUCAAUACUACUGUAAGUUUUAAAAAGCGUUCACGUACCUACAGUAACCCUUGCCUCUCUCGUCUAUAUUAACCAUGCUUUUCAGUUGAUCUUCAUCCCAGGCGACAAUGACAUUGGUGGCGAGGUGGAGCCAGUCCAUGAACAUCUCAAAGUCAAGUUUGCAGAAAAGUUUCUAAAUUUCUACUCAAGGAAGCCCAUCGACAAGCUUCUGGAGCUCUCAUCAGUAUAUUCUUUAAGUGAUAAGCAAGUUUACAAACUGACUUCAUCUCAAAAUGGCUUUCCAAUCCUAUUAAGUCAUGUUCCAAUGAUCCGAGACUCCACUAAGCCUGUGUUCGAGCAAUUUAACGACGAAAACUAUGACAUUAGGCUUAUCUUGAGUGGGCAUGAUCAUGUUGGAGAGUACUAUAUUCAACCUCAACAUGAACAACAGUUCGAUCGGAUGGAAGCGAGUAGGGGGAUCAAGUUUUUGUUCAAAAAAGGCGAGGAGAAUGGGGUGUUGGAGAUACAGGUGGGUUUUAAAAUGACAUUUUUAGUUUUUUGGAUUAAAAAAAGGUUUUAGGCUUAAAGUAGAUUUUUUAGGCUUUAAAUUUGAUUUUAAAACUUGACUGUUAAGUUUAAAACUUCAUUUUAAGAAAUAAAAUUGAUUUUUAGGCUUAUCUUUAUAAUUUAAAUUUAAAAACUGGUUUUUAGGCUUGGGGUGACUUUUUAGGCUUAAAUGUGAUUUUUUGGCUUAAAAGUUGAUUUUUAGGCUUGUAGUGAAUUUUUAGGCUUAAAAGUCACCUUUAGGUUUAUUGUCAUUUUUAAGGCAUACAAGUUGAUUUUUAGGCUUAAAUUUGAUCUUUAGGCUUAAAAAUUGAUUCUUAAGCUUAAAUUUCAAUUGUACUCAUUUUUUAGGCUUAAAAGUCAACUUUAGGUUUAUUGUCGCUUCUUGAGACAUGAAAUUGACUUUUAGGCUUAAAUUUGAUUUUUAGGCUUAUAAGUUGCUUUUUAGGCUAAAAUUCAUUUUAAUGUAAUUCUUUUCAGGUCCCAACCAUCUCCUACCGCAUGGGUGUACCAGACAUGGCAAUUGGAGCACUGAACAUUGAAAACACAUCAAAAGGGUACGAAGUUCACUACGAAAACUUGUGGUUACCUCCACGAUAUCCCCAGCUUUACGUGUAUUGGUUAACUUUCAUAGGUUUAAUUCUCAUCAUUUUGUUCAAAACAAUCGCUUUGGGAGCCAAAAAGUGGCGCCAAGGACGGGAAAGCACAAAAUAUAAUAUUGUAUAA
Messenger RNA from Bursaphelenchus okinawaensis, 2215 nucleotides. Lineage: Eukaryota; Metazoa; Nematoda; Chromadorea; Rhabditida; Aphelenchoididae. The record is from the annotation of a GenBank genome assembly.